Molecule: messenger RNA, 878 nt
Organism: Tribolium castaneum (red flour beetle)
Lineage: Eukaryota; Metazoa; Arthropoda; Insecta; Coleoptera; Tenebrionidae
Product: ras-related protein Rab-28-like
Exons: 6
Coding region: 166-819 (217 amino acids)
Biological process (GO): regulation of exocytosis
Molecular function (GO): GTP binding; GTPase activity
Source: RefSeq, a predicted model, not a curated record
AGUAAGUAGGGUUAGGUUGUUAAUGUUUGUAUGGAAGUUGCUAAUAGCACCUUACUACUUAAUUACCAUUUACCAUUUACAAAGUGCAGUACAAGGUGCUAAUCCAUGAGUGAUAUGUGUACAAGGGGUGAUUUUUGUGAAAUGCAUUGGUAAUAAGGUGCGAGUAUGUCGGAUUCGGAGGAGGAAAGUGUCGGGAGACAAUUGAAAAUUGUUGUUGUGGGGGAGCCCAGUGUUGGAAAGACAAGCAUAAUUAGGAGAUUCUGUUAUGAUGAUUUUACAAGACAGUAUAAUCAAACGGUUGGUGCGGAUUUUUAUAUUCGGCGAAUUUCGCUACCAGGUCGUCAGGAAAUCACUGUGAGGAUCACUGAUGUUGGUGGUAAUGAAUUUAGAGGACAUAUGCUAGGAAAUUAUCUAUUCAAUUCAAAUUUGAUAGUUUUAGUGUACGACAUAACAAACUCGGUAAGUUUCGACUGCCUGUCCAUGUGGAUAGACGCCAUCCGGCGAGCGGUUGAAAACCCCCCAAUUUGUGCAAUUGUCGGAAAUAAAUGCGACUUGGAGCACCAAAGAGCGGUGCGUUUGGACAAAACUAAACACUUUGUCCAAGACUAUCGCCUGUCUAAUUUCCUCGUGUCUGCGAAAACGGGAGAAUCUGUCAACGCGAGUUUAAUGGACUUGAUCACUAAACAUUUCGGUAUUCCUUUGACCCGCAUUGAGAAAGAGCACCAGGAAUCAAUCGUCAAAGCCGAGCUAAUCCCAGCUACGGCCGAGCAAAUGACAGCUGUUCCCACAACGAACUCGUCAGUCUGUUGCUUGCAAUAGAAGCUUCCAUGUUUUUACGUUUUAAUAAAUAAAUUUUCAAACUGGAUUUGUUCAAUUUA